AGGUGAAGAUUGAAAUCAGUUCGAGAUGACCCAAAAGUUGGAAGCACAAGGGGCCUGCUUAGACUUCGAUACGUGGGAUGAUGGAUCCGACUAUGAUGGUGUAUCAAAGAUAUAUCUAGGAUGUGGACUUUAUACCAUACAUACUAUGUAUUUCGACUACGUCAAGAGUGGAAAAUCAAUAGAAGGGCCAUGCCGUGGUCUGCUGGUUAAUAAUGAAAUGGUUGAGAUCAACCUUUUCGAAAAUGAACAUCUUGUAUCUGUAAAUGGUGCUUAUUAUAACCGCCAGAAGGACCUUCAUUCACUUGUAUUCAACAGUAACUUCAGGACUAUUGGACCAUUUAAGAAGGCUCAUGUACCGUCGGGAUCUAAGGAGUUUACACUAGCAGUCAAAGGGAAGAAGAUCAUUGGGUUUCACGGAUCUGCUGCAAAUGCGAUUUACUCUCUUGGAGCAUAUUUCACUUGGAUUACUCCAAUUAGAGUGGAAACUAAGGGCGGAAAGGGAGGUGAACAGUGGGAUGAUGGAUAUGAGCAUGAAGAUGUAUCCAUGAUUCAAGUACAAGGUGGUUCUGGAGGCAUACAGUCCAUCCAAUUUAACUAUGUAAGGUCGAAUGAAGAAGUGAAACAAGGGCUACUCCGUGGUGUCUCUAGUGGAGGUAACACAAAAACGUAUGAGAUUAAGUAUCUCCAAGGAGAAUAUCUAGUAUCCGUUGAGGGUUACUAUGAUGAUGGUACAAGCGCCAUUCAGGGGCUUCAGUUCAGAACUAACACGCAGACAUUUGAAAUGAUGGGAUCUGCCAUGGGUAGGAAGUUCACAGUUGCAUCCAAUGGAAACAAGAUAACUGGGUUUCAUGGAUACGCAGACAAUACGGCGCUUAUAUCUAUUGGAGCAUAUUUCACGACGACUCGUUGUAAAUUGGAAUGCGUUGGUGGUGAUAUUAAUAUUGGAACAAGUUGGGAUGAUGGUUCUGGUUAUGAUGGCAUAAGAAAGUUUGUAAUCGAUUACCCAAAUGAAUUUAUCACGUCUGUGGAGGGGUCAGUAGAGAACGGCUUGUUUAGGUCGUUGACAAUAAAAACAUCAAAAGGGAGAAGAUCUCCAACGUAUGGAGAGUUUAAGGGAUCUAAAUUUGUGCUGGAGAAACCAGGUAAUAUCCUUGUUGGGUUCUAUGGAACGAGAUGUGAUGAUUCGAUUACUUCUCUUGGAGCAUAUUACCGACCAUUGCCUCCUCCUCCUGUUGAGGAGAAACUGGAAGAACAAGGUGGCAAUGGAGGCGAUAAUUGGGACGAUGGUGGUACUUUCCACCGUAUCAAAAGGAUAUACAUUGGACUAACCGAAAACAAAGCUAUAGGAUUUGUCAAGUUUAUGUAUGUGCAAAACGAUGAUCGUAUAGUCUUCGGUGAUGAUCAUGGGAGCAAAACCCUAUCUGAUAUCCAAGAGUUCACAAUAGGUGAUCCUGCGGAAUAUCUCACAUCAGUGGAGGGUGACUAUGAUGAUGAAUCUGGAGUUAUAACCAUGCUUAGGUUCAUUACCAACAAAACAAACUCACGAGUUUUUGGAGUCGGUACAACAUCAAGGUUCGUACUCCACAAGAGUGGAUACCAGAUCGUUGGGUUCCAUGGAAAAUCCAGUGACAUGCUUCAUCAAAUCGGGGUCCAUGUUCUUCCCAUCAGCGUUUAAUUGAGUUCUUUAAUGAUCUUUUCUGUGUUGCAUUUUUCUUUUUUUUGGUCAGACCUCAUUUUUCUGUGUUGCACUAUUCCGGCUUUUACAUUCUUGUUUUCUGUGUUUUCCCACAAUCUCAUUUAAUAAGACAGUUUUUCAAUUCAAUCUCUAUUUUCUCCAAAAAUAUUUAAGACAUUAUGGAAUGUCAGUGUCAC
Eruca vesicaria subsp. sativa (arugula) is the source of this 1872-nucleotide messenger RNA. The record is from the annotation of a GenBank genome assembly. NCBI's taxonomy places the organism in Eukaryota, Viridiplantae, Streptophyta, Magnoliopsida, Brassicales, Brassicaceae.